AUCUGUGGUAAAUCAUUCUCUUCAAGUAGUCAUUUGAUUUGUCACAAACGUAUUCAUACAGGAGAGAAUCCAUACCCUUGUCAUAUCUGUGGUAAAUCAUUCUUUUAUAAUAGUCAGUUGACUUAUCACUUACGUAUUCACACUGAGGGAAAACCUCAUCACUGUGAUAUCUGUGGUAAAACAUUUUUUAGAAAUAGUGAUUUAACUAUUCACAAAUGCAUUCAUACAGGAGAGAAGCCAUUUUCUUGUGAUGUCUGUGGUAAAUCAUUCUCUCAAAGUGGUACCUUAACUAAACACAAACGUAUUCAUACAGGAGAGAAACCAUAUCAUUGUGAUAUCUGUGGUAAAUCAUUUACUGAAAGUGGUCACUUGAAUAAGCACAAGCGUAUUCAUACAGGAGAAAAGCCAUAUCAUUGUGAUACCUGUGGCAAGUCAUUCUCUGAAAGUGGUGUCUUAACUAAACACCAGCGCAUUCAUACAGGAGAGAAGCCAUUUCAUUGUAAGAUCUGUGGCAAAUCAUUCUCUUGUAAUAGUCAUUUGACUACUCAUAGACGUCUUCAUACUGGGGAAAAACCAUAUCACUGUGAUAUCUGUGGUAAAUCAUUUUCUGAUAAUAGCACUUUAACUCAACAUAAACGUGUUCAUACAGGGGAAAAACCAUAUCAUUGUGAUAUCUGUGGUAAAUCAUUUUCUCAUAAUAGCACUUUAACUAAACAUAAACGUAUUCAUACAGGAGAGAAACCAUAUCAUUGUGAUAUCUGUGGUAAAUCAUUCUCUGAAAAUAGCCAUUUGAUUUGUCACAAACAUAUUCAUACUGGAGAAAAACCAUAUCAUUGUGAUAUAUGUGGUAAAUCAUUUUUUGACAGUGGUAACUUGAAUAGGCAUAAGCGUGUUCAUACAGGAGAGAAACCAUAUCAUUGUGAUAUCUGUGGUAAAUCAUUUUUUGACAGUGGUAACUUGAAUAGGCAUAAGCGUGUUCAUACAGGAGAGAAACCAUAUCAUUGUGAUAUCUGUGGUAAAUCAUUUUUUGACAGUGGUAACUUGAAUAGGCAUAAGCGUAUUCAUACAGGAGAGAAACCAUAUCAUUGUAAUAUCAGUGGUAAAUCAUUCUCUGGAAGAAGUGUCCUAACUAAACACCAGUGCAGGACAGAAACCAUAUCAUUGUGAUAUCUAUGGUAAAUCAUUCUCUGGAAGAAGUGUCCUAACUAAACACCAGUGCAGGACAGAAACCAUAUCAUUGUGAUAUCUAUGGUAAAUCAUUCUCUCAAAAACGCCAUUUAUGUACACAUGUGAGUCUUCACACAAAAGUGCAACCAUUCAGUAUUAAUCUUUAUUACAACAAUUAUGACUAUUUUUUUCUGCUGAAAGGCAGGGCUAUUUUUAUCUCUUCAAAUAUGAUGUUAUCGACUUCAAUUUCAAUAAUGUCAACAUCAAAUUCAUGAAUGUCAUGUAUAUAUAUGGAAGUAUAUCAACAAUGCCUUUGAUUUCUGAAGAUGAUUGCUCUGGACUUUUGAGCAAUUUGUUUUGAGAGAAUAAAGAAAUGGGAAUAAUGAAUAAAAGGUUACACUGAAGUUGA
Molecule: messenger RNA, 1576 nt
Organism: Octopus sinensis (East Asian common octopus)
Lineage: Eukaryota; Metazoa; Mollusca; Cephalopoda; Octopoda; Octopodidae
Product: zinc finger protein 85-like
Exons: 3
Biological process (GO): regulation of transcription by RNA polymerase II
Molecular function (GO): DNA-binding transcription factor activity, RNA polymerase II-specific; RNA polymerase II cis-regulatory region sequence-specific DNA binding
Source: RefSeq, a predicted model, not a curated record